This is a messenger RNA of Dendroctonus ponderosae (mountain pine beetle), 1016 nucleotides long. It is a transcript of the gene Arglu1, whose product is annotated as UPF0430 protein CG31712. The record is from RefSeq and is a predicted model, not a curated record. Gene Ontology annotation, cellular component: nucleoplasm; mitochondrion. The transcript is spliced from 4 exons. Lineage: Eukaryota; Metazoa; Arthropoda; Insecta; Coleoptera; Curculionidae. The coding region runs from base 142 to 924 and encodes 260 amino acids. Gene Ontology annotation, molecular function: cadherin binding.
CAGGCAAGUGUGAAACAGACAGACCACAAAACUGUCAACAGUCAGUUGAAAGUCAAAAGUGCUUGUUUUGAGGGUGGACAUCUUGUUUGAGCUCAGAAGUUAGUGAUUUUCUGAUCCUCUAGUGAUAUUGUUAGUGCAAUUAUGGGUCGAUCACGCUCCCGAAGUAGGACGCCCAAGAAACACCACAAAACAAAACAUCAUAAACGUAGCAAGUCGAGGGACAGAUCUGAGGGCAUUCUGAGCACCCACAAACGCCAUAGGGAGCGGAGCUCAGAACGCCCAGACAGACUGAAAGAGAAGCCCGUCAAAAAUCGAAAACGUUCAGAUUCCAUUUCAUCAUCAAGCAGUAGCGAUUUGUCGAUCGACAAAAUCGAAAGACACACAAGCCGAAAACACAAAUAUCGGAAAUUGGAUGAAGUGGAACGACUAGCCGAAAUGGAACGGCAAAGACGACAGCGCGAGGCUGAACAGAAACUCGUGGAAGAAGAGACGGCAAAACGUAUUGAAGAUUUAGUCAAAAAACGUGUGGAAGAAGAGCUGGAGAAGCGACGCGAAGAAAUCGAACGCGAAGUGUCCAAACGAGUGGAAGAAGCGAAGCAAAUCAUGGAGAAGCAACUGAUGGAGGACCUGGAAAGACGGAAAGCGAAACAGCGCGAAGAUGAGCGCAAACGAGAGGAGGAGGAGCGGAGAAAACACGCCGAGGUGCAGCACAUUCUAGAGGAGAACCAGCGCAAGAUUGAGGAAGCUCAGAAGAGACUGGCAGAAGAACGGUUGGCGAUGGUGGAAGAGCAGCGGAAAAUCGAUGAGGAGCGACGGCGGCUGGAGAAAGAGCAGGAAAAGCGCUCGAAGGAGGAACAGAGGAAAAUCCUCGGCAAAAACAAUUCCAGGCCCAAGCUGUCCUUUUCAUUGAAACAAGCCUUGUAGCAUUCUGCAAGGCACUAGUUAAGAUACCUCACUCCAUUUAAGAUAGUCUGUACAUUGUUAAGACUUUAUAAUAAUAAAAUAAGGAAGAGAGA